Molecule: messenger RNA, 1992 nt
Organism: Ostreococcus tauri
Lineage: Eukaryota; Viridiplantae; Chlorophyta; Mamiellophyceae; Mamiellales; Bathycoccaceae
Product: Zinc finger, RING/FYVE/PHD-type
Exons: 1
Coding region: 1-1992 (663 amino acids)
Source: RefSeq, a predicted model, not a curated record
AUGCGGCUCGCGAAGUACGUCGCCGUCUCCGUCAUCGCGACGACGCUGGUGAUCGCGCACGCGAUGUACACCCGUGAGCAGUACUUCCCGGCGAUGAUGUACCUGUCGACGAGCAAGAUGGCGCUGGUGGCGUUCGGGAACUUGGCGUUCGGCGCGGCGCUGGUGUUGGGACGCGCGGUGAAGGCGACGUUUCUUGGACAGCUCAGAGAAGCAGAGGUCGAGCGAUUGUACGAGCGCACGCGAGACGCGGUGAUGGAAACAUGCCUGGCGAUGACGAUCUUUCGAGAGGAGUUCAACGCGAGGUUCGUGGCGAUGUUCGUGGGGUUGCUCUUCGUUAAGGCGUUUCACUGGUUGUACACAGAUCGGGUGCAGUACGCGGAGACGGCGCCGACGCUCAGUCGCGUGACGCACAUUCGUCUUGCGGGAUUCAUGGGGACGCUUUUGCUUGUUGAUGUGAGCAUGCUGAGUUACAUUAUCGGGAACACCAUCGCAAAGGGGCCGAGCGUGUUGCUGUUGUUUGGGUUUGAGUACGUCAUCCUCGUCACGAAGCUCGUCGUCGGCGCCGUGAAGUACUUGAUUAUCAGCGCCGAUCGCGUGCUGGACGGACAGUGGCAGGGUAAGGGCACCUGCGUCUUCUACCUCGAGCUCGUCACCGAUCUGUUGCAGCUCUUUGUGUACUUUGUCUUCUUUUUGAUUAUCUUCGCCUACUACGGGCUACCAGUGCAUCUUGUGCGAGACUUGUACAUGACAUAUAGGAACUUUAGGAAGAGGGUGGAGGAAUUCAUUCGCUAUCGUCGGGUGACGGCGAAUUUGGACGAUAGAUUCCCCGAUUCGAACACGGAAGAUUUGUCCACGAGCGAUGAUGUGUGCAUCAUCUGUCGUGAGAACAUGGAGGUUGGCGCGCAGGGUGGGAACAAGCCGAAGAAGCUGCCGUGCGGGCACUCGUUCCAUCUGCACUGUCUUCGCUCGUGGCUGGAGCGACAGCAGGCAUGUCCCACGUGCAGGCACUCUGUGCUACCAGAGCGCGAGCGACGAGCGAACGCAGUGAGACAGGCUGAGGAAGAGGCGCAGUGGCAACAACUGCCGCCAGAGCUUCAGGCGGGCUACGUGGCUCCAGAAGUCGUAGAGAGACUCGAUCGCGAGGCGGCGGAGCGUAGAGCGCAAGCAGGGCAGACAACGCCACCCAACGCGCAUUCUGACAGAGCCCGACGUCACUCAACUACCCUGCCGCGCACUCCGGAGCAGGCGCCCGGAGAGGACCCUAACGCUCCGACGCCGGAGCGGCGUAUGUCGCCGAACGCUCAAUUCCGCACACCACCGUCAGAUCGGACGCAGAUAUCGAAUCGUUUCAAUUCUCCAUCACAGGCAUGGCAAUCGCCACACACAUUCGCGGCGACACAUGCGGCGAAUUCUGCGAGAGGUAGCGUCGAAGGUCUCGGUACCAUGGACGAUGAAAUGGCGCACAGGGUGGCCACCGCUGUGGCAUCCGCGGUUGCCGCCGCGAGCGCGCAGGCGCAGCUCGCUUUCGCGAGCGUCGCACCAUUUGGUGUGCCUGGGCUGGUAGAAUCAGUCACGGCACAUGCCUCAGGCGUCGCAGCGCCACCCACGACGCCCAUUCCUUCGACGAGUGAGCAGUCGCGUCCAUCAUUUUCGCCAAUUCCUCGUAACGCGUCACCCGCCGUCAGAGUCGCCAUGGAAGCUGAACGCCAGGCCACCCUGGAUUCCAUGCAAGCACAAGUGCGUCUCAUCCAGGCACAAAUGGCUACGCUCCAGGUACAGGCGAGCGAAGAGGAACGCGGAAUAGUCGCCAGAACCGUCAAUCGCGGAAAGGAGACACUCACGGACGAUGACGAUGCUGACAAUCGGGCGAGUGAAACCUCGCACUUAAUCCCUCUCACCGAGAAUCAACCACCGCGACGCGAAGAUGAAAACGAAGACUCGAACGAUCCAGCCGGUAUCCUUCGUCGUCGCCGCUUACAACACUUCGCAUAG